AUGGCAGCUCUGCACACACCAGGGAUCGUUCCUCCCAUUGCUCUCCCUGUUCCCAGACAGUCCCCACAAACCACAUCCCCUCGUGGCAUUGCCUUUGCUGCCAGCAAACACCUCAAAAUCCCCUUCCCUUGGGGACCAGCCAACCCGGGGUGGGGGGAGAGGGAGGACAAUAGUGUGGGGGGUGCCCAAACCAGACACCGCCUGACAGUGUCAGGCCAAGCUCCUCCUGAGUCCUCCUCCCCGGCUGUGAUGGAGCAUGAGGUCACUUUGGACGUGGCUCAGGACACACUGCCAGAGGCAGCGCGUGUCCAGGAAGUCAGUAACCACCGCGGGUUUGCAGGCCCGGGACCCAUCACACUCCGUGAGCUGCACACAGGGCUGUUCCCUGCACGGCUCCUGCUGCUUGGAUUGCCUGGGCAGGGAGAGGGCUGGGGCACAGAAACCCAGGCUCCAGAGGGUACAGUUGCUGGGAGGCCUAGUUUCCCAGUGCUGCUGGGCCGCAACGAGCUGCGCCAGCCCGUGCUGCGGGUGGUGGGCGGCAGCGGCGCGGCAGCAACGGCGGUGCUGAGCUUCGCGCUAAGCUGGGACGCCGUGCGGCUCUUCACGCGGUUCGCGGGCGAGGGGCGGGCGACGGGGCGGGUGGGGCCGGGCGGCGCGCAGGUCCUGCUCUCCGACUGCCCCUCGGACGCGCUGCGCCGCUUCCUCCGCCUCCUGCGGCUCAAGAUGGCCGCCGGGUUGCGGGGCCUGGCGCAGCCCCCGCGCCUGGUGGAGCGGCCGCCGGCGUCCUUCGCCGUGAUCAGCCCGGUGCAGGAGCGGGACCUGCUGCGCAACCCCGGCCCCCGCCGCGGCUGCGGGACGGGGCGGGGGGAGCGCCCCGCCGAGGUGAGUCCCGGGGCGAGGGGCGGCCCCGGUACCGGGCCCGGGUUCGGGCGCUGCCCUCACAGCGCACCGCUCCUGUCUGUCCCGCAGGUGCCCCGCGCCGAGAGGCGGCCCCCGGCGCGGCUGUCGGUGGAGCAGGAGGCGGUGCUGGGAGCCACUGGGAAGUCCUUCCUGCUGAAGAGGAUCGUGGGCUCCCUCCCUCCGAAUGUCACCUAUGCCACAGCCAGCACGGGAGUGGCCGCUUGCCACAUCGGUGGCACCACUCUCCAUACCUUUGCAGCUUUGCUUUCUUCUCCCCUGCCAGGGAUCGGCUCUGGGAAGGCAUUUGAAGUGCACACGUUUGAGGCUUUGGAUAGUGACCCAAUGCUGGUGAAGUUAAUUGAUGCUCAGUGUCCUGUGGGUGGUAGAGUUGAGCUGAAGCUUGGAGCUCAGGUGAUGCUAGCAAAGAAUCUGGAUGUGUCUCAAGGGCUGGUGAACGGGGCACGAGGCGUUGUUAUAGGAUUUGAAAGUGAACAGAAGGGGCUGCCUAAGGUGAGGUUUCUCUGUGGGGUCACACAGGUCAUAAGCGUGGAGAAAUGGGUCUUCAAAGGACCAUGAGGAGUUCACCUGAGUCAUCAACAGCUGCCUUUAAAAUUGGCAUGGGCCAUUUCCAUUCACAAGAGUCAGGGCAUGUCUUUAGAUUGUGUGGAAAUCUCCCUGUCUCGUGUCUUUGAAAGUGGGCAGGCUUACGUAGCCCUCUCCCACCGUAGCCUUGCAGGUCUCCGUGUUCUGGAUUUUGACCCAAAAGUAGUGAGAGCUGAUCCUUCUGUGCUGCAGUUCUAUAGACAGCUGAGACGUCAUCAGCUUUUAACCCAGGAUUCACUACACACCUAUUCAGAUGCUGAUGAGAAGGAGAAUGUGAAAUGCAGCUGAUAAUACUCUCCUGGUUUCUGUGAAGUGUCAGCACAGACUCCUGAGAUG
Molecule: messenger RNA, 1839 nt
Organism: Chiroxiphia lanceolata (lance-tailed manakin)
Lineage: Eukaryota; Metazoa; Chordata; Aves; Passeriformes; Pipridae
Product: ATP-dependent DNA helicase PIF1-like
Biological process (GO): DNA repair; telomere maintenance
Molecular function (GO): DNA helicase activity
Source: RefSeq, a predicted model, not a curated record